AUGUCCUUCGACGAUGAGAUGGAUCACGAUGCUUACAGCGAAGAUGACGGUUCCGAAGCCACCUCUUCUGGAGAGGAAGAGAUGGACGCUAAUGAGGAUGAUGCGAUAAAUGACGGCAUGGACGAAUUUACACAACGCGCCUACGGGCCGAAACCCGGGGAGUUGGAUCGAAAAGUACUCGAAGUGGAUGAGCUUCAUGAGGAGAUGACUGGGAUUAUAAGCGAGGUCCAAGCAGUGAUCCCAGUAAAUGUUGGCACCGCUCGAAUUUUGUUAACCCAAUUCCUGUGGAACAAGGAGAAACUGAUGGAAGCCACUUUCGGGGGCUGGAUGCGACCAUGUGGCCUGCUCGAAUUGCUGGAGGCAAUAUUUGGAGACAAAGGUUUGCUUUUGAUCAGCUCCGGCUCAUGCUCGCAAAUUCAGUGCAUCGGCACGGGGUGUAAGGUGUUAAUUGAGGAAGAACAAGCUCUAAAAUACCUUGGGUCAGGCCCAGCGACUCAGAAGUUCAAAAAAUUAACGCUGAACGUCUUCGUUGAGGCGAAUCGGCGCAUCAAAUGGUGCCCCGCUCCAGGAUGUGGCAAGGUGAUCAAGGUGGCCGCUGCUGGACCCCGCCAAAUCCUGUGCAGCUGCAACCACUUGUGGUGCUUCUGCUGUGGCGAGAGCUGGCACCGUCCGGUGGACUGUCGCGUCCUCCGAAACUGGCUGAAACGUUCGAGCAGCGACAGCGAGACGAACACCUGGAAGAGGGUGCACACCAGAGACUGCCCCAAAUGCCACACAGCCAUCGAGAAGAAUGGCGGAUGUAACCAUAUGACUUGCCGGAGUGCCGCGUGCAAAUACGAAUUCUGCUGGGUGUGCAUGGGAGAUUGGAAGCAGCAUAUGGCGAGCUAUUCUUGUAACAAAUUCGAAGACGCUACAGUGAUCGAAGCGAACAACAUCCGAGAAAUGGCCAAACGGGCCCUGGAACGAUAUCUACAUUAUUACGAUCGAUACCUUAACCAUCAACAAUCGCUUCGGCUUGAGGAGCGUCUCAACAAAGUCGUACGCGAAAAAAUGGACGAUAUGCAAAAGGGCGGAGCGUCUUGGAUCGAAGUGCGAUUUUUUCUAAAGGGCAUCGAGGCGCUAACAGAAGCCCGCCGCACUCUCAUGUACACCUACCCAUUUGCCUAUUAUUUGAAGCCCGACAACGAAACACGGAUUUUUGAGGAUAACCAGACGGACCUGGAAAUGGCCACGGAAGCCUUGUCUGAACUUUUGGAGGCCCAGUGGGGAGGCCAGGACGUCACUGAAUUGAAGCACAAGGUCCUUGACAAAUCGAGCUAUGUGGAUAAACGUCGACUCGUUCUCCUGAAGCACUGUGAGGAGGGCAUGGAGAGGGAUGCCUGGAAAUAUACUGAA
This is a messenger RNA of Mesorhabditis spiculigera, 1395 nucleotides long. NCBI's taxonomy places the organism in Eukaryota, Metazoa, Nematoda, Chromadorea, Rhabditida, Rhabditidae. The record is from the annotation of a GenBank genome assembly.